CAUAAAUUCCAAGUUUUUUUUGUGAAAUCAAAUCCUAUAGAAAGACCACAAUUAAGAAAAAAAGAUGGAUCAUAUUUAUCAUCAAUGUCGAAAGAGGUUUUCCUUCAAGAAGGCAACAAUAGCUCUGACUAUCGUCAACGUGCUCAUCUUCCUCUUCCUCCUUCGCGGCUUUUUCACUUCAUCGCCAUCUUCUUCUUCUUCCUCUCCCCGAAUCAUUUCAGCUCGGCUUCGGUAUAUCAAGGAGGCCCGAGAGAUUAGGCUUGCCAUGCAACCUUUAGAGCUCAUCAAAAGAGUCAAAGAAAUACAACAGGAGGCAUUUGCAGGACGUGAAACAGAGCAGCAGAAAGAUGUGAAGCAGAACACAGCCGUUGAUCUGGCUAAACGGCCUAAAGCUUUUCUCCCCACAAACGAGGAAUCAAGCUUGAAAGCAUUGGAAGAAUGGCGAAAGCGGAAAAUGGAACGAGCAAGACAACGGGACCUUGAGAAAACUGGAGGUGUUUCAUCAUCCAAAACACCAUAAAAGACACUAACUAUAUUCGAAAGGCAAAGAAGUAAAAAGGAAAGCAUCGGAAACGUUGUAACUUCUCCGACAUUUAACUUCACAAACCUUGUUAUACACCAAAUCAAUAUUCAGUACCAUC
Messenger RNA from Raphanus sativus (radish), 641 nucleotides. RefSeq lists its product as uncharacterized. The transcript has 4 exons. The record is from RefSeq and is a predicted model, not a curated record. NCBI's taxonomy places the organism in Eukaryota, Viridiplantae, Streptophyta, Magnoliopsida, Brassicales, Brassicaceae. Bases 65 to 520 code for a protein of 151 amino acids.